Messenger RNA from Pygocentrus nattereri (red-bellied piranha), 614 nucleotides. RefSeq names its product small integral membrane protein 24 (gene smim24). The record is from RefSeq and is a predicted model, not a curated record. Bases 103 to 393 code for a protein of 96 amino acids. NCBI's taxonomy places the organism in Eukaryota, Metazoa, Chordata, Actinopteri, Characiformes, Serrasalmidae. The transcript has 3 exons.
UCUCUUAUUCCACCUGCACUUUGCUCUUCGUACGAACAGAUUCACAUGUUCUGAAAGUGUUUACUGAAGACAGGCAGACACUAAAGAGCACAAAUCUGCAAAAUGUUUCAUCUCAGGAACCUCCUUGCUUGCUUACUGCUGUCUGUCUCCAUUUGCCAGGCAAGAACAGGCGGCCUGCGCACUGCAACUCAGGAGAAAGUGACCCUGCAGCCGUGGCUGGUGGGACUGUCCGCUGUGGUGGGCUUCCUCUUCAUCGUCUUCUUCAUCCUCAUUCUGAAACGGAUCUUUUUCAAGAAAGACAACAGGGAUGAAAGGGAGACAGACUUUGAGGGGUAUGAAAACAAGGCUCUAGACCUGGAGAUAGCUGAGGAGACCAAAACGAGCCAAUUCUAAUGAAGAAAGAAGAUGGAUAUGGGCUGGCCUCAAACUGCAACCCUGCUGCUCUGCACCAUCUGGCUGGUGACAAAUUGGCAAAUGAUGUAUGGACUUCGUACAAAAUAAUUUCCAAAUAUUGUAAAAAUUGUAAGUUUAUCUGAAUGUCUAAUUUGAAUGUGAGGCUGCACUGUUUCCCAGUAAACUUGGAGUAAAUAUGUCACAAAUCUGACAUCCAACAA